Molecule: messenger RNA, 1635 nt
Organism: Perca fluviatilis (European perch)
Lineage: Eukaryota; Metazoa; Chordata; Actinopteri; Perciformes; Percidae
Gene: sowahd
Product: sosondowah ankyrin repeat domain family d
Exons: 2
Coding region: 336-1313 (325 amino acids)
Molecular function (GO): protein binding
Source: RefSeq, a predicted model, not a curated record
UGAGAUUAGAAUGAACUUUGUUUCAGUUCCUCUUUAGAGGAAAUGAGGAAGAUAGCGGCUUAUAUCUAUAGCCAACUAUUUGGUCGACUACCUUAAAAUAACUAUCAGUUUGCCUAUAACGUUUGACAGGGACUGAAGUGCUUAAUGGUCGCUACAACUGCAACCUCGGUCACGGAUUACGUGAGUCGGUGUGCGCUUGUUAGGACAGAACAGGACACUGAAUGAGUCGAGUGGAGGGAAACCGUCCCGAGUUUAUAAUUUGACAUUAAUAUCGUCGGGGUGUUGUCUAAAUAAAGGAAGUAGCGUUGGACUCAGCGUGCAGGGAGCCAAGCAGCAUGUAUGAGGGCAGAUCGGAUGAUGAUGGAUGUGACUCCACUGGAUCUGAAUCAGCUGUCAGUAAUGCCACCCACGGCAGCGGGAUGUCCAGACAGGGCACCGUUGUGGAGCGACUCUCUCGGUAUGUCUUGCCCAGCGCUUUCCAGCGUAGGUCGAGGCUGCAGAGGCAGAUGGAAGUCACUGACAGCUCGGCACCGGGAGGAGUUCAGAGGGAGGCUCCGGAGAGAGGCUCGCUCACACCCGCUAUGCGUAAAAAUUACCUGAAAGAGUUGCUUUUAAGCAAUCAGACACACAGCGGGCUUAGUAGCGUACUGUCACAAACGCACAGCGUGUCCUCCGAGCAGGACGAAGGCUGGGCUUUGUAUCCGAUGGAGCACGCGUGGAUGCUGUCUGCAGUGGAGGGCAACUAUGAAACCAUACUGGAGUUUAUCUCCGAGGACCCCUAUCUGAUAACCAGGAAGGAUUUCAUCAGCGGGUACUCGGUCCUGCACUGGCUGGCCAAGAGAGGACAGGACGAGACUCUGCUCAAACUUUUAAAAUACGCAGAAAGUGCGGGGAUCCCGGUGAAUGUGAACGUGCGGGGCAGCGGCGGGCUCACCCCGCUGCAUGUCGCCAGCAUGCACAGGCAGUACAUGGUCAUUAAGCUGCUGGUCGGAGCGUUCAGUGCCAACGUAGAUGCCAUGGACUACAAUGGAAAGAGAGCCUGGCAGUAUCUGGAGGGAGACGCCCCGCUGGAGAUGAAGGAGCUGCUGGGGACCUGGGAUGAAGAGCACGGAUAUGGAUGUGCGCAAAAUGUCAACAAAAACGUCAACAACAACAGCGCCGGCGCAAUGAACAUGACCGCAUAUGAUGAGGUCGAUCAUGGAGAGACAGAUCACGUGAACUCAUUUGACCCGACUAAGACAGAGAGCAGCUGGGGGUUUGGGUCUUUAAGAAAGCUGCUACCCUCGUUUUCAUUUCUUGGGAACAAACGCUGAGUGUGGUUAUGACACACGCCUCCAAAUAUGUGCGUCAUUUCACAGUCAGUUCACUGUUUUAGUGGUUCCUAACGUUAUGUGGGGCAAAAAAAUCUUCUUACCAAGUCAUUUCUACUUAUAGAGUUCUUACAGUUCUUUAAACAAUUGUAAUUUAAAUCAUAACGUAUUCUUCAUUAUAGAGCAACUCCCAUUGCUCUUUCAAGACAAACCCUUCUAGUGAAUUCUUCAGAACGAGUUAAUGUAAACAAAUUCCUGCAAAACCCUGUUUUACAAGAACAUUUAGGAUUGAAUAAGCAGAAAUAAACAGUGAUGAUCAAAGGGA